GUACACGCUCAGUUACUCGGAGAGAGGUUAGCGCUCACUACGUGUAGCAGCUGCUAGGCGCCCUGCGCGUGCGCGCAUUUUCACCGACAAAAAUGUCGAUUCAAGUAUUUUAUUAAUUUAUAGUGUGAAUAAGAAAUUUCGAGAUAAUAAAAUCAGUAACUGUUUUUAGUACAAUAGUUUAUUAAUUAUUAUCAAAAAUGGUCAGUGGAAAUAAAGACCCCAGCGAUCCAAUAAAAAUUCCGCCUAAGAAUCGCGAAAAGAAAAGUAACAACUAUUUGCGGGCCAACUAUUUUUCGCGAACAUGGUUCUUCUGGAUGAUGCCGACGUUCUGGCGAGGGUUCAAGCGGGACCUCUACGACUCCGACCUCACGCAGCCGAAGGACAGCCAUCUUUCCGACAAACUUGGAGAUCGCCUUGAAAAAAAAUGGGUAGAAGAGAUCGCGCUGGCGCACAAGCAGGGCCGCAAGCCGUCGCUGCUGCGCGCUAUGACGAAGACAUUCUGGCUGAGCUACGCUCCAUCCGGAUUCAUGUUCCUGCUCCAGGCACUCGUGCUUAAACCAUUCCAACCAGUUGCACUGAGCAUGAUGCUGGCGUACUGGGAGCCCGGCUCGGACAUGUCCUACGAGCAAGCAGUGUACUGCGCGUCGGCUGUGAUCCUCAUGUCGCUGUGUAUCGCCUUCCUCAACCACCACGGCUCCUACUCCACACAGCAGUUCGGCAUGAAAGUGCGCAUUGCUGCGUGCUCACUCAUUUAUCGAAAGGUAAUGCGCAUGAGUUCAGGAGCUCUAGCGCAGACCACUGCGGGGCAAGUGGUUAACUUGCUGUCCAACGACGUGAACCGCUUCGACUACGCCUUCAUCUACACGCACUUCAUCUGGUUGCUGCCCCUGCAAGUCAUCCUGGUCUGCUACCUCAUUUAUAUCAAAAUCGGUGUAGCUGCCGUCGUCGGCGUCAUCGGCAUUGUACUUCAGACUAUUCCUGUUCAAUCAUACAUGAGUAAAUUGGCUGCAAGGUUACGAAUGAAAACCGCUUGCAAGACCGACGAGCGCGUUCGCAUUAUGGACGAAAUCAUAAGUGGCAUGCAGGUUAUAAAAAUGUACGCUUGGGAGAAGCCGUUCGAGCAAGUGGUGGCCAUUGCUCGCAAAAACGAAAUAAACUGCAUCACGUCGGCUUCGUAUCUGCGCGGAGUGUACCUCAGCUUUAUGGUCUUCACCGAGCGACUCACGCUUUACAUCACGCUGCUUUCUUACUCUUUGUUCGGGUUCCAAGUCACUGCUGAUAUUGCGUUCCCGUUGGCGUCAAUGACAAACACUCUGCAAGCUUCAAUAGCCAUCAUCUUGCCGAAUUCAUUUUCACUUAUAAUGGAGUGUCUUGUAUCUAUACGUCGCAUUGAGGCCUUUGUGUUACUGGAUGAAAGGGAGGACCUACGCAGCGUGCCCGAUGUGGACAUCGCCAAGCUGGUGCAGGCUGUGGAAAAUCAGAAAAUGAAGAAUUUGAGCGAAAUCGAUCUCCGGCCCAACACUUUCAAAAAAAUUGACGAAGAAGGAAUUUACAAUCCCGGUUUCGAAUGCAGCGAGAAGGGUCUGCUGAGUCAGUACGGCUCGGCACCAGUGAGUCCAGACGUGGGAGUCAUGCUGCAAGACGUGUCUGCGAGCUGGACGGACGACGGUCCCGUCACGCUGCGCAAUCUUAACAUCACCGUGCCGAAGGGCAAACUUUGCGCUAUCAUUGGCUCCGUCGGCUCUGGCAAGAGUUCGAUCCUGCAACUUCUGCUGAACGAGUUGCGCACCGCCGCGGGCCGCAUCCAUCUCUGCGGGCCGCUGUCCUACGCCUGCCAGGAACCCUGGCUGUUCGUGGCUACCGUUCGACAGAACAUUCUUUUCGGCUUGCCUUACAACUCCAAAAAAUACAAAGAGGUGGUGAGGGUGUGUGCUCUACAGAAAGACUUCCAACAAUUCCCGCACGGAGAUCAGACCUUGGUUGGAGAAAGAGGAGCUUCACUAUCUGGUGGUCAAAGGGCUCGUAUCAACCUCGCCCGAGCUGUCUACAGACAAGCAGACAUAUACCUCCUGGAUGACCCUCUCUCAGCGGUGGACGCGCACGUGGGCCGACAACUGUUUGAUGAGUGCAUCAACGGAUACUUGAGACACACCACGCGCAUCCUCGUCACACACCAGCUCCACUACCUCAAGGCGGCUGACUACAUCAUCAUCAUGAAUAAUGGUAUUAUUGAAGCUAAAGGCACUUAUGAUGAAUUAGCAAAAACUGGCAAAGAUUUCGCUAAAUUGUUGUCAUCAAUGCAUGAUGAGAGUGAAGAGAAAAAGAAGGAAAUUCCACCUCCUAUGUCCAGACGAACUUCUGCCAGGUUAUCGACCACAAGGCGGCCAUCAUUGACUGAAUCUGCUACUGGCUGCGAGAUUCCCGCUCAGGAAAUGGAGGAAGAGGAGCGGGAGUCAGGUUCUAUGGGCUGGCACGUCUAUGGCGCAUACUUGAGGGCUGGGGGGCGGUCAGGAAGACUUGCUUUCAUGGUCAUCUUACUCAUUAUCGGGCAACUAUCAGCCACGCUCUGUGACUAUUGGGUAACAUUCUGGACAAACGAAGUCACCAGAUUAAAGGAGAGAGAAAAUAACACCACAGUCAAAGAAUACGACAGACUCCCGAGCCCGCGGAACAGCACAUUCAACUUGUCCAGCUAUUUCUCUGGCAUUGAUCUCGGCCCUGACCUCGACAUCCACGCGUUCAUCGGGCCGCUGGACACAGCCCAGUACCUGUAUGUCUACACGGCGCUAAUUAUCUGCUGCAUCUUCUUCAUAACGGCGCGCGCCUUCAUUUUCUUCAAGGUCUGCAUGACAGCUUCCCGCAAUCUCCACAACGAUAUGUUCCACGCCAUGCUGCGAGGUGUCAUGCGGUUCUUCGACAACAACUCAUCAGGAAGGAUCCUAAACAGAUUCUCGAAGGACAUUGGCGCAUUAGACGAACUACUUCCCCGGUUCCUACUGGAAUGCAUCCAGAUCUACCUGGUGAUGUUCAGCAUCCUCGCACUGAACGCUGCAGCUCUGGUCUGGACUUUGCUUCCUACCACCAUCAUCCUGCUCCUGUUUUACACCAUCCUUCAAAUAUACCUCAAGUCUGCUCAAUCUAUAAAGCGAUUGGAAGGCACAACUCGAAGUCCGGUCUUCUCCCACAUGUCGGCCACGCUCAACGGCAUCAGCACCAUUCGCUCGGCAGGCGCGCAGACCAGGCUGAUUCAGGAAUUCGACAGAUUCCAGGACAUUCACACAUCUACGUGGAGCAGCUACCUAGCAAGCGGCGUGACACUGGGCUUCUGGUUGGACUUCAUCUGCGUGCUUUACCUCGCUAUUGUCAUCAUCGCCUUCCUUGUCAUAGACAGCAAAACGAUAUUCUCCGGGAAUGUGGGCCUGGCGAUAUCUCAGACGCUGAUCCUGACGGGCAUGCUGCAAUUCGGCGUACGGCAGACGGCAGAGGUGAUCUCGCAGAUGACAAGUGUCGAGAGGAUACUGCAGUACACGCACAUUGAGCGGGAGCCCAAGUGGGAGAAAGGAGCACGAGACACCCCACAGGGCUGGCCGUUCCAAGGUCGUAUUCAAUUCCGGAACUGCUACAUGAAGUACACGCCCGAGGACUUACCAGUGCUGAAGAACCUCAAUUUGGUCAUUGAAAGUGGUUGGAAGGUCGGUAUUGUAGGACGCACUGGUGCCGGCAAGUCGUCUCUCAUCUCGUCACUGUUCCGGCUCGCCAUCGUGGAGGGAGAGGUCCUCAUUGACGACGUGGACACGGGCUACUUGUCGCUUCAGGAACUGCGCUCCAAGAUAUCUAUUAUUCCUCAAGAGCCGGUGCUGUUUUCCGCAACUGUGCGUUACAAUUUAGACCCCUUCAAUAAUUACGACGACACGCAACUAUGGAAUGCUAUUGAAGCUGUUGACCUAAAAGCCGCGGUUCCGGCGCUGGACUUCAAGGUGUCGGAAGGCGGGUCCAACUUCUCGCUGGGUCAGCGGCAGUUGGUGUGCCUGGCGCGCGCCAUCCUCAGGGGAAACAAGAUCCUCGUGCUCGACGAAGCCACAGCAAAUGUCGACCCUAAAACCGACGAAUUUAUCCAAAGAACAAUAAGGAAGCGCUUCGCGGACUGCACGGUGCUGACCGUAGCUCAUCGACUUAACACCAUUAUGGACUCGGACCGCGUGAUGGUAAUGGACGCUGGCCGACUCGUGGAGUUCGACCAUCCCUACAAGCUGCUCGCCAACCCAGACGGAUAUUUCGCCAAGAUGGUGAAAGAAACCAGUGAUAAAAUGUCCGCGCAGCUUCACGACAUCGCCAAGAAUACAUUCCUUAGCAACGGCGGUGUCCUAGAAUAAUUAAGUUUCUAAAGUAGCAGUACGUUUAAGUGUUGUUUUCAUUAAGUGCUCGAAUAUUCUAAGCUAGGUAUUAUUUAUUUAUUUUAGGAGAAAUCAAAACGCAAAUCUUUUUACAGCAUACCCAUUUGAAAUAUUGCCUCGUCUAUAUGCACAAAUAUACGUACGUUUUAUAGGCAAUGUAGCAACGAAAUCAUUAUAAAUGCCUAUAAACUGAAGGCUACUUAUAAGUUGAUUUUGAAUAGUUAUUUUUGUUAACUAAACCGGCCGAAUAUGUGGCAUGAAACCGCAAGUUUAAAAUUUAUUUGGUUUACCAGCACAGCGUGAGAAAUAUGACACAGUCGUAUGUAUCAUAACCUAUGUAUUUAAUUAAACAUUCAAUUUGAAACAAAGCUGAAUCUGGAAAAGUGAACUUCGUGACAAUCACAUGUGAUUACGAGCAACGUAAGAAUGUCAAUGUCAAUAAAACUAACAGUAUAAUUAUUUAACUAUACAUUGCAUUACCUACUAGGUACCUAAGUAAGUUGAUUUGCGAUUUCAAAUAUUUAAUUUACUUAAUUGGCUGAUUUUAAAAUUCCAUUAUUGUUAAAAACUAUUAAAGCUCUUACAUUUGUAUCUAUUUCUUAUAUCUAAAUAUAUCUUAUCAAUUUUGUUUUAAUUUAAGUAACUGGCUAAUUUUAUUUAAGUUUUAAGUCUCUCGUAUAAAGAAAUAUUUAUGAAUUUUCAUUAUACCUAGCUGAAUUGAAAGUUAAAAAAAAUCGAUACAUUUCUUGCAAUAUAAGAUGGCACAUGUUAACUACUAAAUGGUUCAGUAUUCCGGUUUACUUAUUAAGAAUUUAGGUAACUUAGUGUUAAGUAUGUCCUAAGUAAAGCAUUUAGCAUUUAAGUAACUACUUAUACAUAUAGCGUCGAUAUAGCUAUAUACUACACCUACGCGCGAUUGGUCUUUAUCGCUAAGUUUAAACCAUACUGUGUUAUUUAUUCUAUUCUAUUUUGUAUUAUAUUAAGACGGAACUUAGUUUUUAUGAAAAAUAUUGUGAAUGCCAUACGAGGUACAUCCUCAAACAAAUAUAUUUUUUCUAACUUG
Molecule: messenger RNA, 5457 nt
Organism: Plodia interpunctella (Indianmeal moth)
Lineage: Eukaryota; Metazoa; Arthropoda; Insecta; Lepidoptera; Pyralidae
Product: ATP-binding cassette sub-family C member 4-like
Exons: 24
Coding region: 198-4373 (1391 amino acids)
Biological process (GO): transmembrane transport
Cellular component (GO): membrane
Molecular function (GO): ABC-type transporter activity; ATP binding; ATP hydrolysis activity
Source: RefSeq, a predicted model, not a curated record